UCCUAUGGUCAUAGAAUGUGAUUAGAUAAAUGAAUAAUUCAAUGCUUUAAGUCUUCUUGAGACUGUAAGCUCUGUCUACUCCUAUGGUAUAAGAAUGUGAUUGUAUGAAUGAAUAUUUCAAUUGUUAUUUUCAGGUAUCUCAAACUGUUAGUUCUAUCGAGGCAGAUUCUCUACCUGCAGCUGUAGAAAUUACUACUGCAUCAUCAGAUCCUUCACAAAGCCACGCAGCAGCUGUCUCUGAUGAGGCUGUCGGCGUCGAAGUACCUAGUGUGGUACAGGCUGAAGCCCCGCCACAACCUAGGCGACGGCGCCGACGUGCUCAUUUAACAGCUGCAGAAGCAAGGGUGCAAAUAGUUGAAGCUGCACGACAGAGGGCUGCUACUGAAGCUGCAAAUAGUUUAAUACUUCAAGAAGCUAUUUGUCUCUUCCGUGAAUUAGUGGCUAUAAUUAGAAGAAGGUACGGCGAAGAGCCCAGAGACGUGCCACAAGAUCACGCCGUGUAGAUAUACCAUGUUGAAGCUCAAUGUUGUGUUGCCCAGCUGGUUC
Messenger RNA from Amyelois transitella, 546 nucleotides. RefSeq lists its product as uncharacterized. Lineage: Eukaryota; Metazoa; Arthropoda; Insecta; Lepidoptera; Pyralidae. The transcript has 2 exons. The record is from RefSeq and is a predicted model, not a curated record. The coding region runs from base 105 to 503 and encodes 132 amino acids.